CGACCAGUCAUCGACCUCGCAGGUUUCCAAUAACUUCUCGAGACCAUGUGCUGUAUGUUCUGUCAGCGUCGUCGCUUUUGGGAGGGUUUGAGUCUUGAAACAACAUGAGGGACUACACAAAUGCAAUCAUCAUUGGGGGAGGUGCCUCCGGCAUCUCCAUGGCCUACAAACUCACCAGAAUGGGCUUUCGAGAUUUUACGAUCUACGACAAAAUGGAGGGUAUUGGUGGAACAUGGUAUGCAAAUACCUAUCCUGGCUGUGGCUGCGAUGUUCCCAGCCAUCUGUACAGUUUCUCCUUUGCCCUGAACCCGGACUGGUCAAAAGCGCUCUGUGAACAACCAGAAAUUCUGGCCUAUCUCAACAAUGUGGUGGACAAAUUCGGAUUACGAGGCUUCUUCGAGUUGCAAGUCGAGUGUUUAGGAGCUGUCUGGAAUGAAGAAGAACGCAUCUGGGAAGUAAGGUUGAAAAACCUUGUCACGGGUAUCGAGUAUACACGAACGGCGACCAUUUUUGUCUCUGCGGUUGGUGGCAUCAGCGCCCCAAGGGAAGUCGAUCUUCCUGGCAAGGACACUUUCACAGGCGAAAGCUGGCAUUCCGCACGAUGGGACCACUCCUACGACUAUACAGGCAAGAGGUUGGCAGUCGUUGGAAAUGGCUGCAGCGCAAGCCAAAUUGUUCCUAAAGUCGUCCAGAAAGCUUCGUUUGUCAAGCAAUACUCACGAUCGGCCCAGUGGUACCACGAAAGACCCAACAAGUCAACUAGCAGCUUGUCGAAAGCGCUCUGCCGAUACGUCCCCCUCUAUCAAAGAUACCUUCGCUUCCGACUAUUUUCAUUGUUCGAAACUAUGACUCUCACGUACGGAGAUGGUGAGAAGGCUGCCAAAGAGAGGCUAAAGGUCGAAGCUUCUGCCAUAAAGUACACACUCGACAAAACACCCGAGAAAUAUCACAACUUCAUUAUCCCGGAUUUCCCACUUGGUUGCAAACGUCGCGUCUUUGAUCCAGAUUACCUGGAUUCACUAUCUAGUCCUAACCUCGACGUUACGGCUUCCAAGAUCAAGCAGAUCGAUGGUUCCGUUAUUGAGACCGAGAAUGGCGAUCGCACCGAAUUCGACGCCAUCUGCUAUGCAACCGGCUUCCGGGUCACAGAGUUCCUCACACCUAUGAAAGUUGUUGGAAGAGACGGUGCACUACUCAACGAGAAAUGGAGGGCCGCUGGUGGCGCAGUCGCAUACAAGGGCACGACCGUGGCAGGCUUCCCUAACUUUGCCAUUCUAUUCGGCCCUAAUACCUUCCUCGCGCACAAUUCGGCUAUUUUCAUUCUGGAGAUGGCGGCGGACUACACGAUUCGCAAUAUCUUCAAACCCAUUCUGGACAAACAGGCUGACUCUGUCGAAGUCAAGGAAGAGGCGCAAAACUUCUGGGCCACAAAGAUCCAGUACCAGCUUCAAAAGAUGGUCUGGUCAGGCGGCUGCAGCAACUGGAAUUUGACCAGUAACGGACGGAACACUGCAUCUUACCCUGGCACCGGAAUGGAUCUGGUCUCCUUAUUGGGUGCUCAACAGAUUUCGGAGGUGGCUGAGAACCAUUGUCAAGAACGCAUGGGUCCCAGUUCUGGUGUCCUUGAUAACUUGGCGCCUGGUGGCUCGCCCCGGCGGGACAAGAGGAGGGUUGCAAUCAUUGAGACAGGUGCUUCAGAACUACGCAUCCACUGUUAG
Molecule: messenger RNA, 1718 nt
Organism: Exophiala viscosa
Lineage: Eukaryota; Fungi; Ascomycota; Eurotiomycetes; Chaetothyriales; Herpotrichiellaceae
Product: monooxygenase
Exons: 2
Coding region: 105-1718 (537 amino acids)
Molecular function (GO): flavin adenine dinucleotide binding; N,N-dimethylaniline monooxygenase activity; NADP binding
Source: RefSeq, a predicted model, not a curated record